Messenger RNA from Fonsecaea pedrosoi CBS 271.37, 1635 nucleotides. RefSeq names its product FACT complex subunit pob3. The coding region runs from base 1 to 1635 and encodes 544 amino acids. The record is from RefSeq and is a predicted model, not a curated record. Gene Ontology annotation, molecular function: nucleosome binding; DNA binding; histone binding. The transcript has 4 exons. Gene Ontology annotation, cellular component: FACT complex; nucleus. Lineage: Eukaryota; Fungi; Ascomycota; Eurotiomycetes; Chaetothyriales; Herpotrichiellaceae.
AUGUCGUCUAGCAGAGAGCGGACUUGGUUGGAAACCCAGUGGAGCCACAACCAGAUCGGGGCGGCGCAAUGGAGUCGAGCAGCAAAAGGCUAUGAACUAAAGAUCAUUACCCGCGAUGCCGCCGUCAUUCAACUUGACGGAUUCGAACAAGACGAUUUCGACCGUGUGUCGAAGGCUUUCAAGAUCUGGUACGGCAUCAACGUGGAGAACAAGGAACAUGCGCUGCGAGGCUGGAACUGGGGUAAAGCAGAGUUUGGAAGAGCAGAGCUUGCUUUCAAUGUCCAGAAUCGACCGGCCUUUGAGAUCCCCUACUCGGAAAUCUCAAAUACCAACUUGGCGGGCAAGAAUGAGAUUGCCGUCGAGUUCAAUCUUGGUCCAGAGGGAACUCAGAACGGCACAAAUGGCCACAAGCCUGGGAGCACAAAGAACCGAGGCCAAAAGGCGGCUGCAGGCCGGGAUGAACUCGUUGAGAUGCGGUUCUAUAUCCCCGGCACAGUGUCCAAGAAAGAAGUGAACGGAGAGGGCAGUGGCGCCGAGGACGAGGAUGAAGAAGAACAAAAUGCCGCCAACUUAUUUUAUGAGACUUUGAUGGAUAAGGCAGAGAUCGGAGACGUCGCAGGCGCCACUUUCGCAACCUUCCAGGACAUAUUACAUCUUACCCCCAGAGGACGUUUCGACAUCGACAUGUACGAGAAUUCAUUCCGCUUGCGUGGAAAGACAUACGACUACAAGAUUCAGUAUCAAUCGAUAAAGAAAUUCUUCAUCCUGCCGAAGAACGAUGAAAUGCACACGCUCAUCACCCUUGGCCUCGACCCUCCCCUCCGACAAGGUCAAACGAGAUAUCCUUUUAUCGUGAUGCAAUUGAAACUGGACGAUGAAGUGAACCUGGAUCUGAACAUGACAGAGGAGCUCCUGGAAACGAAAUACAAGGACAAGCUGGAUGCACACUACGAAGCCCCCAUUCACCAUGUCAUUGCCAAGGUCUUCAAGGGACUGUCGGGCAAGAAAAUCAUUAUGCCCUCCAAAGACUUCGUCAGUCACCAUAACAUGAACGGGGUUAAGUGCUCCAUCAAGGCCAAUGAAGGUCUACUUUUCUGCCUGGACAAGAGUUUCAUGUUCGUGCCGAAGCCCGCCACUUACGUCCCCAUCGACACGAUACAAAGUAUUACCAUGUCACGGGUCGGAGGAGCUUUGGCAGCGAGCCGAACCUUCGACAUCACCAUGACCUUGAAGAACGGACAGGGGGAGCACCAAUUCAGUAAUAUCAACCGUGAGGAACAACAGCCUCUGGAGGCGUUUUUCCAGGCAAAGGGUAUUCGCUUUAAGAACGAGAUGCUCGACGACUCAUCGGCCUUAUUGAAGGCUGCCCUGGAAGACCAGGACUUAGCCUCGUCAGACGACGACGACGACGCUGGCGUAAAUCGUGGUUCUGCAGACGAGGACGAUGAGUCACCAGAUGAGGACUUCCAAGCUGAAUCGGAAAGCGAUGUUGCUGAAGAAUAUGAUUCGGCCCAUGAGAGUGACGGUAGUGAUGCUGGUAGCGAUGCGGACAUGGCUGAUGCUGACGAUGAUGCUGCUGGCGCUAGUGAGGACGAGGAAGAGGAACGACCGCCAAAGAAGAAGGCGAAGAAAUAG